Molecule: messenger RNA, 2703 nt
Organism: Daphnia magna
Lineage: Eukaryota; Metazoa; Arthropoda; Branchiopoda; Diplostraca; Daphniidae
Exons: 4
Coding region: 472-1665 (397 amino acids)
Source: RefSeq, a predicted model, not a curated record
CUGUUGUGAAUGUGUGUGCGAAUGUGGUUGUCUCGCCCGAUGGCAGACUGGAGGACUCAUUUGUUUUUGUUGUCCGUGGUGCGUGACGUCAUCUUGAUAACUCGCUCCCUCCCCCCGUCAAUUCUUUUUUGUCGGAUCCCGCAGGAAAAAAAAUUGUUUUUCAAUCCGAACGUUGGGUGAAGAUUUUAACGAGCACGUUUUUCUUUUUUUUUUUGCGUUACAACUAGUGUCGAGUGUUAAGUCACCAUGGUCAACAAAGUUCAUUUAGCUAGAAAUGAUAGCUGUUGAAUUAUGAUGCGAACGCAGUGACGAUGCACUCGGUCGACCAUUUCGGAUGUUCCAGUGAUUUUUUGUUCGCAUCAUAACCUUCCCUGGCGGCGAUUUUUCCAAUUAAAAAACCAAAAAACCAAAAACGGAAGACGUACACAAACAAUUGUUCUCUCUUUCUGUGUUCCAAGAAACGCGAAUAAUAUGAUGGAUUUUGAGAAGAUGGAGAGUUCCAGGAAUUGCGUCGUGAUGGAUGACGGACCAGUUGAUGGCACCCCAGAUUCGCCGAUUGAUUUGAGCCAACUUUCGACCAGGUGCCGUAGCGUCGACCUCACCAACCGAUCCGUAUCCGAAAGCUGUUUGGCACCUGCGGCGGCUGUUGCCGCCAAAAAACGAAGGAUUCACGGAUUUAAAGAUCCCCUUCCGCCGCCGGCCUUGGCCGAGCACAGCGCUGCCGAUUCGCUCAAAUAUCGAUCCAUGUCUCACGCCGAUAUUGCCGGAUACAGGACGCCCUGGUUAUCGGGUGAUUUGCCAGAGUCGAAACCUGCCAAUUUAUCCGCCCCCGCGGAGAAAUCGACUGCCACCUCAUCCGCCUCGGCGGCCGAGACGUUAAAAUUCCGAUGCAUGAGUGAAUCACGACUGGCCGGGUCGGGCAACACGACCUUUCAUCCGGCAACACACUCAGGGAACAGCUCGUCGUCUAGAAAGCAUUUUACGAGCAAUUCGGACCUUCUCCGAACGGCCACUGAUAACAGUCAACUGGAAUUCCUUUUGCGACGGACAGCCUCUGAAUCUGUCCUUCCAUCCAGCAGGUCAGGAGAGCCGGCCGGAUCUGCAGCCAUGGAGAUGUUGAUGCGACAACAGCAGAUGAUUCAGCAUCACUAUCAACAAUUGCUGGUGCAGCAACAGCAAGAUGGAAGCGAAGCGGGCAGUUCGAGUAGUUCGUCUUCGUCAUCUUACCUGUCGUCAGCAUCACCUUGGCUCCUCGGGCUUUUUGGCUACGGUUACACGCAGAUGCUGCAAUCGUUUCAAGCCGCACAGCAACAACAGAUUGCCACCGAUCCAGCAACCGGUUCCGGACAGAUUUCGGGUGGGCCGAGCUCACCGGCUGUCGCGGCAUCCAUCAGCGGAUCGGACGGUGAAGGCGAGAUGGAAGAGGAGGACAUGGACGCUGGCGGGUUCUCUCACGGCAAGAAACGCUCACCUCGAGCUCUGACGGGCAAACACGUCAAGCUGGGCACUGGAGCUAGCCCCACGACGUUGAACACGUUACGGCUGAAAAUUCAGGAGCGUCAACGCAUGAAACUCGUCAAGAAAUCUAUUCCGUCUGGGUCGGCUUUCGCAUCCGCUGCGGCCGCUAAAAAGAAUGGAACAAAACUCAAGAGUCGAGCCAAGUAGCGAUAACAACAUCAAUGUUGUGAAGGGGGGGGAUGGGAUGUUUCGGAAAUUCAGGGUGAAAACAUUUGGCGUUUUCUUUUGUUUCAUUUUUUUUUUGUCAUAUUUAUCGAGUUGAAAAAGAAAAAAAAAAAAUAUUAAAUUGAAUUCCAGUAUGGCGUUCCGCUAUAUCUCGAGUCUUCCGGAUCAAAGUGGCCAAUUUAUUAUUAUAUCUUUUUGUUGUAUAUCCUCAUUUUUUUUUUUUUUUUAUUGUCCGGAAUUAAUGGCUUUUCACAAUUCGAUUUUUUCCAUGAGAAAAAAUGUAGACCCUUAAUGAAGAACCCAGUCAUUCCAGCUCAGUCUACGACAAAAAAAAAAAUGCAGAAAACUUAUGUUGAUAAAAAAAAGGGGAAAGAAACAAAACAAGUUGAAUCAACCAAUCAAAAAAUCUCUUUUCUUACCUUUUUUUUUUUUUUGCUUGUUUUGUUUAAUUAAAAAAAAAAUGUUGAAAGACGGACUAUCCAGUGACGUAGAUGAGAAUCUAAAACAGUACUUUUUUGUUUUUCUUUCUUUUUUUGUUAAAACAAAAACAAAAAUUUGCCUCAGGAUGUCCAUAAAGUUUUUAAGAGCCCGCCGAUCUCAUUUUUUGUUUUUUUUUUCGAUCCCGUUGAAUCAUUAGAUUCCCAAUAUGAUUCGGCGAUUUAUCUCUUGUACGCGUAUUGUGUAAAAAAAAAAAAAAAAAAAAAGGAAUUGUGGAUCAUUUUCUAAUAUUUUUCUUUUCUCGGCUCAUCUGCAAAAAUUUCGCAUCGAAAAAGUGCGCCAUGCGGACCAAACAUAAAAAAAAAAAAAUGUCUGAAUUGUUUUGUUUUUUUGCGUUCCCACAUAAACUGUGUCUGUAAAGAAAAUUACUGCGCCUCAUGUUAUUUUCCAUUUGUCACGCUGGCGUUGCUGUAUAACUGUGUGUUCAACUAUCAAUAAGCGAUUGGGAAAUGUCUGUACAGAUUUCUUGCGCCAUGAAUACAUUUCCAACUGUUCCUUUUAAAUAGAAAAAACAAACAAAAA